AUGGCAGCAGCAAAGCGCGUGUUCCACCUCCAGCCAUGUGAAAGUCCACCGGCAGCGAUGUCCAGAAAUGGGUAUUUUUUUGAAGAGACUGGUUAUCUUAAAUGUGACACCGAUGACGGCUGUGAGAACAAAGAAGAAGUAGGAGGAGAAGAGCUCUUUGACACUGUAAAUUCCUCAAUUGUUUCCGGGGACAGCAUCAGAUUCUUUGUGAAUGUCAAUUUGGAAGUACAACAGAAUGUAACUGUAGAAAGUGAAAGUGCUGGCUGUGUUUUAUUACAUACAUCUAGAAAGUACCUGAAAUUAAAGAAUUUUGAGGAAGAAGUCAGAGCCCACCGUGACCUGGAUGGGUUCCUGGCCAGAGCUAUCAUCAUACUGGAUGAGACCGCAACCUCCUUGGAUGAUGUCCUUCGAGAGAUGCUGAAACACUUCGCUGAAGAUUCUGACAACACAGAGCCAAGCUGCAACUUUGACAAAAUAAUGAGCACUUUAUUCACCGAUUCGGGAGCCCCCAGGGAAGGGAAUGUUCACCUCCUAUCCGAUACGAUUCAGGGGGUCACAGCAACCGUCACAGGGGUUCAAUAUCAACAGUCCUGGCUCUGUAUCAUUUGCACUAUAAAGUCUCUUCAGCGACGUCAUGUUUGCAUCAGCCGCCUGGAGAGGCCUCAGAACUGGGGGGAGAACUCCUGUGAAGUGAGAUUUGUCAUCUUGGUUCUUGCGCCUCCUAAAAUGAAAAGUACGAAAACUGCCACCGAAGUGGGCCGGACCUUCGCCACGAUGUUUUCAGAUAUAACUUUUCGGCAGAAGCUUCUAGAAACAAAAACCGAAGAAGAGUUUAAAGAAGCCUUGGUACAUCAGCGCCACCUGCUGACGGUGGUGAAUCAGAGACCCUCAGCAGUGAACGAGGGGCACAAAACACACAGCCACAAGCCGCUCAAGUUGCAUGAGUUUUUCAAUGUUGGCAAGGGAAUAUUUGAUGACAUAGCACGAAGAUUUCCAGUGUACGCUUUGGACUUCACUGACGGGAUUAUUGGGAAUAACAAGGCCAUAGGAAAAUACAUCACAACGAUGAUCUUUUUAUAUUUUGCCUGCCUCCUGCCAUCCAUUGCAUUUGGUUCCCUAAAUGAUGAAAACACAAGAGGAGUUAUUGAUGUGCAGAAGACAAUUGUUGGCCAGUGUAUCGGUGGACUUCUUUAUGCUCUGUUUUCAGGGCAGCCUCUAGUUGUACUCUUAACCACAGCUCCUUUAGCCUUGUACAUCAAUGUGAUCCGGGGGAUCUGUGAUGACUACAGCUUGGAUUUUAGUGCUUUCUACGCCUGGAUUGGACUGUGGAACAGUUUUUUUCUUGUGCUGUAUUCUCUCUUUAACUUCAGUCUUGUAAUGAAGCUCUUUAAAAGAUCAACAGAAGAAAUCAUUGCACUUUUUAUAUCGAUUACAUUUGUGCUUGAUGCACUCAAAGGGAUUAUUAAAGUUUUUAAGAAAUAUUACUACCAUGAGCACCAAGGAGACAGUUACUUGGAAAAUACACGUGCUGAUGUAAUUCCAAGCCUCAGCAUCAAUACCACCUUCUUGAUGAAUUCAUCAGUGAGCAGGUCUAUGUCGCUGGAGAAUCAGACGGGCAUGAAUGAGGUCGUGCAUUAUGGACGUGAAACUGCUGUCCUUAGUCUCAUGUUGAUGCUGGGAACCCUUUGGCUUGGUCAUACACUUUAUCAAUUUAAGAAAAGCCCCUAUUUGCAUGCAAGGGUCCGCGAAAUCCUGUCCGACUGUGCCUUACCCAUAUCCGUUCUAACCUUCUCCAUCGUAGGCUCCUACUUCUUCAAGGAAAUAGAAAUGUCCAAAUUUAACUACAACCCAUCUGAGAGCUUAUUCGUGCUGGCCCCAAUCCAAUCUCUCUCCAUUGGCUCUGUAAUGAGUGCCAUGGGCCUGGGGUUCCUUCUGUCGAUGCUUUUCUUCAUAGAGCAGAAUAUAGUGGCAUCACUCACAAAUGCUCCAGAGAACAGGUUAGUGAAAGGAACAGCUUAUCACUGGGACCUCCUCCUUGUAGCUCUGAUUAACACGGGACUGUCUGUCUUCGGAUUGCCAUGGAUACAUGCUGCAUUCCCUCAUUCCCCAAUGCACGUCCGAGCACUGGCCUACGUGGAAGAGAGGGUUGAAAACGGGCACAUCUAUGAGACGAUAGUGAGCGUGAAGGAGACACGACUGACUACACUGGUGGCCAACUUCUUGGUGGGUCUCUCGCUCUUCCUCCUGCCCUUCCCACUGCAGUGGAUCCCGAAGCCAGUCCUCUAUGGCCUCUUCCUGUACAUCGCCCUGACCUCCAUUGAUGGGAAUCAGCUCUUCGAGAGGGUGGCCCUCUUGCUGAAAGAACAGACGGCUUACCCUCCGACGCAUUACAUCCGCAGGGUCCCUCAGAGGAAGAUCCAUUAUUUCACAGGCCUGCAGGUUCUUCAGCUUCUCAUCCUCUGUGGGUUUGGGAUGUCACCGUUACCGUACAUGAAGAUGAUUUUUCCUCUCAUUAUGAUAGGAAUGAUCCCGAUCAGGUAUAACCUGCUUCCUAGGAUCAUUGAAGCAAAAUACUUAGAUGCUAUGGACGCGGAGCACUAAAAAUGAAUCUCUGCUCUGAGAACAACGAACAGCUUUUCGGAUCGAAAGGAAAUGGCAGCCUUGCUGAGAUGUAGAAUUAUUUAUCUGAAGUUCUCUUUUGUUUAGAACCUCCAGGACUUUCUUUCUGCUCUAGUCUGGCACUUGGAGAUACACGGUUGAAGACCAAUUGGCCAUUCAAGUUUCAGAUCAAAACAGCCUUGGAUUGAGAGGCCAGUACUCUUCUGAGUUUUGAGGCAAGCCAGCUUUAUGGAAAUGUUACCUUCUACAUCCUAAAACUUGAAAUCCCACAGAUCAAUGUGUUUCUCUUGUUGGAUUGUGCUGUGCUAGGGUUGCCUCGCGUUCCCUUUUUUAGGGGGGGAUCCCUUUUUUAUACACUGUCCCUUUUCCCAGAACACUAUUGAUAUGUAAGGACAGUAAUCAACCCUUGCUUUACAGAAUUACUGAAUAAUUUGGAGCUUUAAUGCAAUUACCCAUCUCUCCAGUUCAUCUUCCAGAAGGAUAGCCCUAUGUCAGAGGAGACGUGUAGUGAUCUCGUCAAGUUCUUGAUUAGUGGAUGGGCUGGGAAGCAAAAGAAUAUGGUUGUGCUGAGAUUGUGUAUUUAAUUUCUUCAUAUGUACCAGAAAUGUUCAGAGGUUGGAUUCACUUUGUGAUGCUGAUGUAAUUACAGCUGGGUCUAAGCCGCUUGGGAAUUAGUUGAACCUAUUUUACACUGUUACUUCUCAGUAAUCAAAUAUAGAAUUGUAGGUUUGUACAGCAGCAACCUUUUUGGUUGUGCCCAAAUUCACCUGGAUGCUGAAAUGUGGCAAAAUUCAGUCAUGUGCAUUAAUGUUCGCAUAUACAUAUGUACAGAACUGCCUAUGUGUACAUAUAUACAUACAUAAUUUAGAUUUGUGUAUAUA
Molecule: messenger RNA, 3500 nt
Organism: Terrapene triunguis (Three-toed box turtle)
Lineage: Eukaryota; Metazoa; Chordata; Testudines; Emydidae
Gene: SLC4A11
Product: solute carrier family 4 member 11
Exons: 20
Coding region: 1-2601 (866 amino acids)
Biological process (GO): transmembrane transport; monoatomic anion transport; monoatomic ion homeostasis
Cellular component (GO): plasma membrane; basolateral plasma membrane
Molecular function (GO): solute:inorganic anion antiporter activity
Source: RefSeq, a predicted model, not a curated record